UGGUGUUUUGCUGCUGAAAAAUCUACUUCUAUUCUUCUUGCCAAAAUCUGGUCAAGCUCUUGUUGUUUUGUUCAAUUCUAAUGCUGAAACAAUAACUUACAUAGGCCUACACAAAAGGGUGCCAUCUGGUAUCAGAGUUGUUGGUUUGUAGAAGCAAUAUCAGGUGCAAGGUGAAGAAAGAAAAUCUUUAGAACUCCAUGGCGGCCACAAUUCCAAUUUUUGAUGGUGAGAACUACGAGUUUUGGAAUGUGAAGAUGAGAACUCUAUUUCUAUCUAUGGGAUUGUGGAAUACGGUAGUGAAUGGGUACAAUGAGAACAACGAGGAGGAACAACAGAGGGAUGCUGCAGCUCUUUCUCAAAUCCAGCAAGGCGUCUCAGACUGGAUCUUUAAAAAAAUCAUGAAUGCUACAAAAGCGAAACAAGCUUGGGACAUUCUUCAAGAAGAAUCUCGAAAAGAAGAGACGCCAACGCCAUGUAGUUGGAAUAGACUCUCAAGACCCAUAAGACUCUGAAGAAUGGCAGUACCCGCAAACAUCUCAAAAUCGAAGGAUGCCAUUUUGAUAGUGGCCACACUUAUAGCAACGGUGGCCUUCACAGCAGGUAUCACCAUGCCUGGUGGCUACAUUAAUGAUAACAAAGACCCGAACCAGGGAAUGGCAAUUCUAACAAGAAAAGCAGCUUUCAUAACUUUUGUGAUAACAGAUACCAUUGCCCUGACAUUAUCCGUUUUUGCAGUGCUUGGCCACCUCUCUACUAUGUUUGAUGACGACCCGAUUGUAGUAAAGAAGCAACAUAGUUUAGAUCUUACUGAUACUAUUUAUGCUAUGAUUGCAAUGUUGUUGGCAUUCAUUACAGGGACAUAUGCUGUGUUAGCACCUUCAAGGCUUUCUAUUUCAGUUUGUGUAAUCCCUUCCAUCAUUUGGUUCAUCCACGUUUACUGUAAGUUGGUCAUGCUACCUCAUGUGCGAACCGUAGAGUUCUAAGCCUAGCGCUCUCUCUCUCUCCCCCGAGCGAGCGAAAUCAGACAAUCUAUAGUUUAUGAUUUGGGAUUUGUCGAUUUGAGCUCUGAUGAGUGCACCCAAUCUGUAUCAGUUUCAGCAAUUAUGUAAAUAAAAUCUAUGCUUAUUGUUC
Camellia sinensis is the source of this 1131-nucleotide messenger RNA. The record is from RefSeq and is a predicted model, not a curated record. Lineage: Eukaryota; Viridiplantae; Streptophyta; Magnoliopsida; Ericales; Theaceae.